AUGGAGUGUGAUAAUUGUUUAGUACAAGUUGAAGAUAGUUAUGAUAAAAUAAACAAACCAACUCAAGGGUCAACUGUACCAGUGGCGAUAUCGAAAAAAACAAAAAGCAAUGCACAGAAAUGCAAAGAAUAUCGUGAGAAAAAAAAAUUAAACACACCAAAAGAAAAGAAACCACCUAAAAGCAGGGCACAAAUAAACAAAAACUAUUAUGAGAAGUACAAAAUGUCAAAUAGCACAAGUCGUAGAGAAUACAUGAAAGAAUAUAGACAGAAGAAAAAAAUAGAAAAACAAAUUCAACAAAUUCUUCAAUUAAAACAAAUUCAACAACAACAAAGUGAUUAUCAAUUUCAGCCUUCAACGAGUCCCACAACAUCACAGCAAAACGAUAUGCGGAAAGAAAGAAAAAGUCCCUUACCCGAGGCUAAAACCAUAAUCGCCAAUGUGUACGACUUCUUCCAAGCCGAGUACGAGAACUUAAAGUGUUACACCGGAGACAGUUGUGACUUCAGCCCUUUAGUUAACAUCAUCAAGCGUACUGCUGCAGCCACGAAGGUCAGUGCAGAGACCGUAAAAGAGAUAUUAAAGGAAAGAAGCUCAGAACAGUAUACGCAUGAGUCUGUUUCAAGGAAACUCGCCAGAGUGACUCACAACUUUGAGGACGAAGAUGUAAGUCCGAUCGAAGAAGAGUCGAGUCCUGAAAGCGCAGAUGAUGCUCAACAUGGCGACAGAGAAAGUGCCAUUGACAUAGAAGAACAUCCAAUAAAAGCGUUAAAAGUGGAAAUUGAUGUAAAUGAAGAAUACCACAGCGAAGCCAAUCCCGGCAUUUUGUUUCAAAUACAACCUCCACCAACACAGCAGCUAUCUGCCAUUCAUCAGUCACUACCACCAACGGCUCUAGCACACGUCACGGUCAAGCAAGAGCCUGUAGAUGACGAAGAUCAUGAGCAAUUGGAUGCUGGUGACGCUGUAAAGGACACAACCAGUUUUGACGUUCCUAUUUGCGGGCAGCUGUCUGCCAUUCAUCAGUCACUACCCCCAACGGCUCCAGCACACGUCACGGUUAAACAAGAGCCUGUAGAUGACGAAGAUCAUGAGCAGCUGUCUGCCAUUCAUCAGUCAUUACCGCUAACGGCUCCAGCACACGUCACGGUUAAACAAGAGCCUGUACAUGACGAAGAUCAUGAGUUACACUCAGUGAUCGGAAAAAAUACGGAUGAUUCUCACGAAGAACGAAAAAGACAGAUAAAUGACUCAUCAGAUAAAAACAUAGAAGUAAGAAAUCUUAAAAACAGAGAAAAAUGUAGGCGAUACAGAGAAAGGAAAAAGAAUAAGGUAGCUGCUCUGCCCAUCAGUGGCUCUCCUGAUUCCGAUGAGAAAAAAAGAGAAGAAGAAAGAAAACAAAGAAAUAGAGAAAAGAGUAAGCGAUGCAGAGAAAAGAAAAAGACCGAGGUCGGUGCUCUUCCCAUCAGUGGCUCUUCUGAUCUCGAUGAGAAAAAAAGAGAAGAAAGAAAACAAAAAAACAGAGAAAAGACUAGGCGAUACAGAGAAAAGAAAAAGAACGAGAUUGAGAAGGAUUUUUUGUGA
This is a messenger RNA of Arctia plantaginis, 1584 nucleotides long. The record is from the annotation of a GenBank genome assembly. NCBI's taxonomy places the organism in Eukaryota, Metazoa, Arthropoda, Insecta, Lepidoptera, Erebidae.